Messenger RNA from Morchella sextelata, 345 nucleotides. RefSeq lists its product as uncharacterized. The transcript has 3 exons. NCBI's taxonomy places the organism in Eukaryota, Fungi, Ascomycota, Pezizomycetes, Pezizales, Morchellaceae. The record is from RefSeq and is a predicted model, not a curated record. Bases 1 to 345 code for a protein of 114 amino acids.
AUGCUUAAUCACUACGCCACGCUCCAUCAUUCGAUCGAGGAAACAUACCUCUCCCUUCCCUUCGUUCCAAAACCUCGCCCCCCACCGCCACAAUAUAUCACCACCACCGUUACUAUCGCUAUCGCCAUCAUUAAUAGUACCAAGCUAAUAGCGGCAGCAGCAGCAGCAGCAGUAACGGUGGCAGCAGCCAGCAACGGUGGCAGCAGCCAGCAACGGUGGCAGCAGCCAGCAACGGUGGCAGCAGCAACAACGGUGGCAGCAGCAACGGUGGCAGCAGCAGCAGUGGCGGAGCAGCGGUACCAGCAGACACGACGGACAGAGAUAUACCGUAUCUACAGUAAAUAA